CUUCAAAGAUUACCUUAAAGGACAAAGGUCUGUUCCUGACCCAAAUUCGUUAUUUGUUACUAAAACUUUGACUACCGCCGACCGGGUAGUUUUUAUCGAAAAAACCAACAAAAUCGACGGCCGUUGCUUCGCUUUACUCCACGACGGAUUAGAAAGCAGAUUCUGCACGGCACUUUUGAGCGAUAAUAACGACCUGACCGACCUUAAAUUCAUCUUGGCUGGUGGCCACUCCAAUGAUAUGAGUAUACCGAGCAAGUUACAGACAAAGAUUAAAUUGAUUGACGCUGCCGAGCGUGAAGAAAUUGUUGACUCGAUGAGGGCACAGCAACUUAGAGAUCAGUUACCAUAUAAACCAGAGUUCACUAAUCAGGAGAUUUUUGAGCUCAAAAAACGCCACACCCCUAUCACAAAAGUUGUACUUCAUGAUCACGCCCCACUUAUCAACUCCCCAUCGGUUAAUGCCACCUCAAUUCAACCCGAAACUAGCAAAGCCAAAAGUGUCAAGGUCCCAAUUCACCUACCCCCCGUCAACGUGGACUACCUCAAUCACUAUUACCUAGAAAAACUGAAACUCGCAGAAGAGCGGGAAAAGUUUAUACCUAAGCUUGGCUAUACUGAACAAUUUGACGACACUAAACCGUUCACCUCAGUCUUCCCUCAUCACUCUAACAAAGAUGAG
Racocetra fulgida is the source of this 679-nucleotide messenger RNA. Lineage: Eukaryota; Fungi; Glomeromycota; Glomeromycetes; Diversisporales; Gigasporaceae. The record is from the annotation of a GenBank genome assembly.